This is a messenger RNA of Kalmanozyma brasiliensis GHG001, 1176 nucleotides long. Its product is annotated as Fatty acid hydroxylase. The transcript has a single exon. Gene Ontology annotation, molecular function: fatty acid 2-hydroxylase activity; iron ion binding; heme binding. Lineage: Eukaryota; Fungi; Basidiomycota; Ustilaginomycetes; Ustilaginales. Gene Ontology annotation, cellular component: endoplasmic reticulum; membrane. Gene Ontology annotation, biological process: fatty acid metabolic process; lipid biosynthetic process. The coding region runs from base 1 to 1176 and encodes 391 amino acids. The record is from RefSeq and is a predicted model, not a curated record.
AUGGCGGCAGCAACAUCAUCCAAGAUGCAGCUCUUCUCGGCGGACGACGUUGCCAGGCACAAGACCGCCUCUGAUUGCUGGGUCAUCCACCGCGGCAAGGUCUACGAUGUCACCGACUUUGUCGAGGAUCACCCGGGUGGAGACGACCUUAUCCUCCGCUACGCCGGCAAGGAUAUGGGUGAGAUCAUGGACGAUCCCAUCGAGCACUCUCACUCCGACUCAGCGUACGAACUGCUCGACGAACACAUCAUCGGCCGCUUGCCUACCACCGACGCGGAGAAGGAAGCGCUCAAGGAACGCGCUGCCAAGGGGGGCUACUCGGGCAAAGACGACUCGAUCGUCAUCACCGACGACUUCCACCCCGACGAGACCGACCAAUCUUCCGAUUACAAGCAGAACAAGUUCCUCGACCUCAACAAGCCACUCAUGCCCCAGAUGCUUAGCGCCAACUUCUCCAAAGAAUUCUACCUCGAGCAGGUGCAUUCGCCACGCCACCUCAAGCACCCCGCCCGCUUCUUCAACCAGGACUACCUCGAGAUGUUUACUCGAACGCCGUGGUACGUGGUGCCCAUGGUGUGGUUGCCCAUUGCCAGCAUCAUCUUCUUCCGCUCUGCGACGCAGUUUGCGUCCAACCUGGCAAAGACCCCGCUCAACGCGUCCAACUGGUACGAGGCGGCGUCGAAGCCCACCCAGUUCGAUACGGGUGUGUGGUCGGUGGCGCUGACGCAGACGGCCAUCUGCUGGGCGAUUGGCGUGGUCAUCUGGACGCUCCUUGAAUACUCGAUCCACCGCUUCCUCUUCCACAUCGACAACAUCCUCCCCGACAAACCCAUGUUCUUGACCCUCCACUUCCUCCUCCACGGCGUACACCACUACCUCCCCAUGGAUCGACUCCGUCUCGUCAUGCCCCCGCUGCUCUUCUUCCUCCUCAGCUACCCAUUCACCCAGCUCGCACACACCAUCUUCCCACACGCCGUCGCAAACGGCAUCAUCUCCGGCGCCUUCAGCAUGUACGUCGUCUACGACUGCAUGCACUAUGCGCUGCAUCACACCAAGCUGCCCCAGUACAUGAAGGAGAUGAAGCAGUACCAUCUCGAACACCAUUACAAGAACUUUGAGCUCGGAUUCGGGGUGACGAGCAAGGUGUGGGAUUACGUGUUUGGUACCCAGCUUUGA